Messenger RNA from Physcomitrium patens, 1330 nucleotides. RefSeq lists its product as uncharacterized. NCBI's taxonomy places the organism in Eukaryota, Viridiplantae, Streptophyta, Bryopsida, Funariales, Funariaceae. The record is from RefSeq and is a predicted model, not a curated record.
GCUUCGCAAGGAAGCCAGAUGAGAGAUCUCAAUAAACUGCCAUAUGUCAGUCUAGAUGUAGUAUUAAGAGAUUUUUCUGUGCUUUGUUUUACUAAAUCAUGUUAAUUUACGAAACAGGAACAGAUGGGUUUGGUUAAGAGGAGUAAGUAUGACAAGUGGCGAGGUGCCGGCAGUCUCGAGCUUCAACCGUUUCUAGUUCCUUUCUCUCAUAGCUCACGUUCCACCUGAUUGAUUGAUAAAAGCGGUUAACGAUGCGUGCUGGUCUUGUUGGGCGAACUGCGAUUCUGGAGGUUGGAGUGAUUAUAACACCACUUGGAAGUCUGCUCUCGUAUGAGUCAAUUUUCUUCUGCUCUUGACGUCUUGACGUUGCAGUGUCUACUGAAUUGUGGUCGGCGCAUCGACUGGGUUAGAAAUAAGUAUCUCUGCGAACACAAGUGACGAGAAUCAGUCAUGGCGGCGGAAGUGGCUAACCCCGAGGACGUAAACCUGCACCGCUCGAUUGCAGAGGAGCCAACAAAAUCAGAUGAGUCAGCGGAUUCUCCGACAGCAAAACUCCAGUCACCAUCCCCGGAGUCAGAAGUGCAUGACGAAAACAACGGUAACGCCACUGCAUCCCAAGGAAUUGAAACCCCAAAUGACGAAGAAUUCAACGAAACGGAAUCACUGGUAUCAGACCCAAACAUCACACCACGUCGCCAUGAGAAAGCGAGGGCCUUUCGUGAGGCUCGUCAAGAGAGGGUGGAAGCGGAAACCGAUGCUUUCCUCCAAUCCAAAAUACGCAAGCUAAAUGCGCGAGCACAUACAGCUCAGGAACUGGCAGAGAAAAAAAGAAUGCACGAAGAAGCCAAAGCUUUGGAACUGAAGAAGCGCGAAGAGCUUCGUGCCGACCAGAUUCAGAGAAAUGGAGAGGUGAAGGCGGAUAAUUUAGUGGAACAUGCCAAUCUGGAGGCUGCAAAAUUAAAAGCCCAUGCCCAUGAGCAGGCGGAAAGAGCUCUUGCUGAUUCUACUGCUACUGCAGAGAUGGUGAAGGCUGCUGAAGAACAAGCAAGGAGAAACGGCAUUGCUGAGCUUGUGGAUGAAGUGGAACAAAUGAGGGCUGUUGGAGAGCUCCCAACUCACGAAAAGAAAGGCUACAUUACACGUUUGAAAGAAAAGAUAGUUAAUCAUUGAAGAGGCUAACAACCUUUAAUUAAGGAACCAAGAGUUAUUAGCAUAAAUAGUGGCAAAAAGGUCAAACAAAUUUGAGUAGUCAUUUCUUUUUGGUUGAAUUCAACAAUUUGACUUCUUGUAAGUAUUAAAAGUAAUAAAUUUGUGUUUAGAUUAAAGUAAA